Molecule: messenger RNA, 1023 nt
Organism: Plectropomus leopardus (leopard coralgrouper)
Lineage: Eukaryota; Metazoa; Chordata; Actinopteri; Perciformes; Serranidae
Source: RefSeq, a predicted model, not a curated record
GUAACAUGGCAGAAGCUGGUGAAUGGCACUAAGCAGAACGUGGCAAUCGCCAAUCCUUCCCUGGGUGUGUCUGUGGCCCCGCCCUACAGGGACCGUGUCACCUUCAAGAAUGCAGCAGUGAGGCGGCGAAUGCCAACCCUGGAGGACACCACCAUCACCUUCUCCUCGCUCCGCCUCUCUGACGAGUCCACCUACAUCUGUGAAUACACCACAUUCCCGGCAGGGAACCGAGAAAACACUGUGAACCUCACCGUCUACGUUCGCCCAACAACUCAGAUGAGUCUCUCCACACCAACGUUGGUGGCACGUUCAUCCAAUCUUAAGACACCAGUGGCCACCUGCAUCUCUGCCAAUGGAAAACCACCCGGUACCAUCAGGUGGGAGACGAGGGUGCCAGGAGAAGUGACCAGCCGAGAGUACAGGAACUCAGACGGGACAUUCACUGUUCAAAGUGACUACAUUUUGGUGCCCAGCAGAGAAACACACAAGGAGACGCUCACCUGCGUCACCUCCUACAAUGAGGAAGUCUUCACUGACAGCGUCACCCUCGAUAUUCAGUAUGAGCCAGAUGUUUCGGUGGAUGGGUACGAUGGAAACUGGUACCUGAACCGAGAGAAUGUUCAGCUGAGCUGCCAAGCAGAUGCUAACCCAGCCGUCUCUCUGUAUCAGUGGAGAGUGAUUAAUGGCACCAUACCAAGCAAUGCUGAGAUCCGAGACAAUGUCCUGACCCUUAGAGGGCCGGUCACAUAUGACCUGCAGGGCACCUAUGUGUGCGAUGCCACCAACAGUAUCGGGACAAGAUCGGGCUCUGUGGAGGUCAGCAUCAUCGAAAAGCCUCUACCGCAGAUCGCUACAGGUGAUGUCAUCAGUGUAAUCGCUUUGUUACUGGCUGCUGGAGUGCUCAUGGGCAUCACUAUAACAGUCCUGGUGCUCAAAAUAAGAAGUAGAAAAGAUGACUCUUCAAAUGACUCUCCAUCCAGAAAACUGUCCCAGCCUAUAAGGAAAAGACCGGAUGAUAUCCAG